AUGUAUGCUAGUCGAGAGGAUAUUGGAUAUGAUUUUGGAGAGGACUCAAAAGUUGGAAGUAAGCCAAUUAAGCCUAAUCCAAACAUCGAUGGAGGAUGGGCUUGGAUGAUUGUACUUUCCUCUUUCCUUGUGCACAUACUUAUCAUGGGGUCCCAAAUGGCCCUUGGAAUACUCAACAUGGAAUGGCUUGAAGAGUUUAAUCAAAGUCGUGGCUUAACAGCAUGGGUUAGUUCCCUCAGCAUGGGCAUUACACUUAUAGUAGGCCCUUUCAUUGGUUUAUUCAUCAGCAUGUGUGGGUGCCGCAAGACAGCUAUAACUGGGGGGAUACUGAAUGCCCUAGGUUGGAUACUGAGUGCCUAUGCCUCAGAUGUGCACUACCUCUUCCUCACAUUUGGAGUGACAGCCGGCCUUGGAAGUGGCAUGGUUUAUCUGCCUGCAGUGGUCAUGGUAGGGCAGUAUUUUCAGAAGAGAAGAGCACUUGCACAAGGACUCAGUACCACAGGAACAGGGUUUGGAGCUUUCCUAAUGACUGCCUUACUGAAGUACCUCUGCAUCGAGUUUGGGUGGAGGAACGCCAUGUUUAUCCAGGGUGCUAUUUCCCUGAACCUUUGCGUCUGCGGAGCGCUUAUGAGACCACUCUCUCCCAAAGACAUGGUUAGUGAAAAAUAUGCUGUGAGAAGUAACAGUGAAGAUAAUCAGGCAAAAGCUCUGUCCCAUUCUGCAGAGACUGUAAAAUCUAAUGGAGUCCUCAGUGAAGAACCAGAAAAAAAAGAAGAGGCAACAAAUGAAGAUGUGCUUGACGGUGUUCAGCACAUAGAAUCUGGAGGUAAAUCCAGAGAUGGAAGGAACAUGUAUGGACUGCGCAUUCUUAAGACAGUGAGCCAACUGACAGUUGCAGUCAGGAAGGGCUUUGCAAUAUGGUACUCCAGCUACUUUGGAGCUGCAUCACUGUUUACCAAUAGAGUAUUUGUGGCCUUUAUUAUUUGGGCUUUGUUUGCCUAUAGCAGCUUUGUCAUUCCUUUUAUUCAUCUUCCAGAAAUAGUCAAGCAGUAUAACUUGUCUAGUCAGAACAAUAUGUUUCCUUUGACAUCCAUUAUAGCCAUUGUUCAUAUUUUUGGUAAAGUUAUCCUUGGAAUCAUCUCUGAUCUCCCGUGCAUCAGCACAUGGAAUGUCUUCCUCGUGGCUAACUUUACCCUGGUCACUUGCAUUCUUACUUUGCCACUAAUGCAAACAUACGUUAGCCUGGCUGUGGUUUGUGCUCUAAUAGGAUUCUCUAGUGGCUAUUUUUCUCUAAUGCCUGUUGUGACUGAAGAUUUAGUUGGAACUAAACAUCUUGCAAAUGCUUAUGGCAUCAUCAUUUGUGCCAAUGGAAUAUCUGCAUUGUUUGGACCACCCUUUGCAGGUUGGAUCUAUGACAUCACACAGAAAUAUGAUUAUUCUUUUUACAUAUCUGGCUUGCUAUACAUGGUGGGAAUAGUAUUUUUACUUAUACAACCUUGUAUUCAAAAGAAACAACCAAGGGAAAAAUCUACGGAAGAAGCACAAGUAUAG
Messenger RNA from Nestor notabilis (Kea), 1551 nucleotides. RefSeq names its product solute carrier family 16, member 14 (gene SLC16A14). The record is from RefSeq and is a predicted model, not a curated record. Bases 1 to 1551 code for a protein of 516 amino acids. The transcript has 4 exons. NCBI's taxonomy places the organism in Eukaryota, Metazoa, Chordata, Aves, Psittaciformes, Psittacidae. Gene Ontology annotation, biological process: monocarboxylic acid transport; transmembrane transport. Gene Ontology annotation, molecular function: monocarboxylic acid transmembrane transporter activity.